Oncorhynchus tshawytscha (Chinook salmon) is the source of this 1956-nucleotide messenger RNA. Its product is annotated as SH3 domain-binding glutamic acid-rich-like protein. NCBI's taxonomy places the organism in Eukaryota, Metazoa, Chordata, Actinopteri, Salmoniformes, Salmonidae. The transcript has 13 exons. Gene Ontology annotation, cellular component: cytoplasm. The coding region runs from base 140 to 931 and encodes 263 amino acids. The record is from RefSeq and is a predicted model, not a curated record.
CUGCGGUAAUGGAGAGUUUGGGGACAAAAAUAGCCUCAGUGGUGUGUGUGGCUUGGGUGCGCUCUACUAUUAGGGGAGGCAGCCUUUAUUUUUACUAACCUACGUUAGUACUUCAUUCUACAGAACACAUUGUAACAAAAUGGUUAUAAAAGUAUUUCUAGCUUCUUCAUCAGGAUCGACAGCGAUCAAAAAGAAGCAACAGGAUGUGCUUGGGUUCCUGGAGGCCCUGAAAGUGGACUACGCUCCAUUGGACAUUGCCUGCAAUGAGGACAACCGCAUGUGGAUGAGGGAAAAUGUCCCUGUGGAGAAAAAGCCCACCAACGGGAUCCCUCUACCCCCUCAGAUCUUCAACGAAGAGAGCUACUGUGGGGACUACGAGACAUUCUUUGAUGCUAAAGAAGACAAUGCGGUAUAUGCCUUCCUGGGUCUGCCACCUCCUCCAGGUUCCAAGGAAGCGAAAGAGGCAUAUCUCCUUGAAAAUGGGCCUGUUGAGAAUGGAACCAUUGUAAAUGGAACUGAUGAUGCUGAGGAUGAAGAGAACCUUGAAGCUGAGGAGGAGAACAUUGAUGAUGACACACUAAAAAGAGAGGUUCCGAUGGAGGAGUGCAAUAGAGAUGAACACACAGAGGAGGUGGAAGCAGAGGUGGGAGGAGAAACAGGAGAGGAAGCAGCAGAAGAGGCCGCAGAAGAGAAGGUGGCAGAGGAGAAGGAGGCAGUCAAAGACACAGAGGAAUCCUUAGAGAACACUAAGGCCCCCGUGAAGGAGGAAGAAGCCCAGGAGGAAGCAGAGGAUGAAGAGGCUAAGGGAGAAGAUGAUCAGCCGGUUUCUGAGGAGGAAGAAGAGCUGCGACAGCUUGAGGAAGAAGAGGCCCCAGAGGAGGAAGAAGAAGAAGUGACAGAGGAAGCAGAGCAGGAAGAAGAGGAUGAGUAGUUACAGCCAAGAAAGGUUUAGGAUGUGAUUUACUACUGCCCAGCCUAGAGAGACCCCUUGUUCCGGCCCCUCCUGACCCCUCUGAUCCCUCAGACCGUCCCCCACCGGACUACCCACAUUGCCCCCAACUGCUCACUGGGAACGCACAUGUCCCCCUGCUGGAACCUGCUGGCUGAAACCUGCCAAUCACACACUGUCUGUACGGCCCACCCAUACUCCAGAGAUAACCCCCUCUUUUACCAGAUGUUUAUAUUGCAUUCAGUGUGUAGCUCAAUUAAAUAGUGUUAUCAGUUUGUAGUUUUUAGCAGCUUUUCUAAUUGUACAUACACAGUCAUAUGUUAAGCAUUUAAAUAUUUCAGACAUACUGCUCAUGUUUCAAAUUGAAAAGGUUAGUUUUAUACCACAGUUUGUAUAGGAUGAUGAGCAUCUUACCACCAACACCUUAGCAGUCAAUGACCGACAGCUUUAACCCUGUGAGUAUCUGAGUGAAGAUCACUCUACUGUGAACUGCAACCAGUGAAUGGACUCUCGGACUGAAACCGAUCUAUCAAUGCAGUGCCCCUCACUCGAUGCCGGCAAAGAUGUUAGAUCUAUAUGUGUGAAUGCAACCCAGUGACUCUCAAUGCCUCAGUCCAACAUGAGAAAGACCCUCAUGUAGGGUUUCCACUAGCUUCCAUAGCCACAAAGUCACAUAUGACAAAAGAAAUAGCCUUUUGGUCUUACUUUAAUGUUAGGGUGAAGGAUAAGGUUAGCAGUGUGAUUAGGGUUAGGUUUAAAAUAAAAUGUUAAGAAAUUGUAGAAAUGGGCGGGGUUUAGCCAUAAUUAUGACUUUGUGGCUAUGGAUACUAGUGACGACCCUCAUUGUAGCGUGCCUUAUGACAGCUACUGGACACCAUUCACUGAACAUUACUGUUAGCUGAUUUACUCUGCAGUUUGUUGAAUGUAAAAAGAAGUGGAUGACUAAGAAAGAGAUCCUCCCAAGAUGUAAGAGAGGUGAAAUGCCAAUAAAGUUACAUGGCCUAUUA